Messenger RNA from Sorghum bicolor (sorghum), 5005 nucleotides. Its product is annotated as putative disease resistance RPP13-like protein 3. The record is from RefSeq and is a predicted model, not a curated record. The transcript is spliced from 4 exons. The coding region runs from base 1121 to 4672 and encodes 1183 amino acids. Gene Ontology annotation, biological process: defense response to other organism. Lineage: Eukaryota; Viridiplantae; Streptophyta; Magnoliopsida; Poales; Poaceae. Gene Ontology annotation, molecular function: ADP binding; protein binding.
UUGUCUCGUCCUCGUCCGUGUCGCGGCCGGCCGGCCGGCCGGAAUGCGCCCCGCCGCGGCUGCCUCUCUCUCUCUCCCCUCCACCUCCCGGACUCUGGUGGCGCUCUGCCCGGUCGCCGGCUCGCCGCUGCAGGGUACCAGGGCCCAACGGAGGCUGGAGCGAGGCGGGCGCACGCGCCGCUCGAUUUUAUGCAUCCGCGAGGAGGUGGUGGAUGCUCCCACUCGCGGCAGAAGUACCUCGAUCGAUUCCAUCGAUUGAAACCUCACAUCGUUCCACGAAUUAAAAGCGGCGGGAGAAGAAAGAAGUCGGGACUUGCAACAUUUCAGUCUAAUGCUCACAUGAUGCGUUCAUAGAUGGCAACUAAGAAAUGUGUGGAAUCCUCAGAGGAGCUGGGACGCUGCAGCAAGCAAAGGUGUAAGGCAAAUGUCUCAUCUUUCUCCUUAUUCCUUCUCCCACCGGACCAGCUCCUUUGCUUGUGGCUUCAGUCCUUCUAAUGACUGGGAUGGUGCUUUAGCUUUAGCUUUAGCUAGCUAAUAACUUUGCUUAAAUCCAGGGAAGCAGUGAUUCUGUUCUGUCUGCCGUGUGGAACAGAAAGAAACAAAACAAGCUUCCUGAUAAAAUGUACAGAGAAGGAAGUUGUGAGAUCAUCAAAAUGGACAUGCGUAACAAACACCGUGCACUUGCUUUUCUAACACUACUUUAAUUUCUACAAUGCCUUUUGCUGCUGAUUAGGAGUAUGCCCUGAAAGGUAAUAACAUGUUUCUGUGGAGUUAAUUAGGAUUUCGGUAUAUGUCUGAGAUUUUAAAGGUUACUGCCCUGUGUCGAGAAUGUAUUACUUUAGCAUGUGUCCUUUGAGUGUGCUAUCAAGAUAAGAUAGAGGAAGAUGUCACUUGUUCCUCCUGCCACCUUGAAGCAGAAGAAGGAACGUUUCGUAUUUAAUUUGCAAAGCAAAGUAUCUUCUUUUGCUUUCCUUGAGACGCAUGAAAGCAUCAGCAAGUGGGUAUCUUUCCUAUUUCUUCAGCAUAUUAGCUCAGAUCAUGAACCUCUUCUUUGCACAUUGUGUUUCUACAUUUUCCUCUAUUGCUUUAGCUGUGUGUGAGAGAGAAAAAAAGGGUGGUGAUGGAAGCAACAGGGCUUAGCCUUGGCAAGUCUGUGCUAGAUGGAGCUCUUGGCUAUGCUGAAUCCGCCGUUGCAGAAGAGGUUGCCUUGCAGCUUGGCAUCCAGGAAGACCAAGCUUACAUCAGGGAUGAACUCGAGAUGAUGAUGGCUUUCCUGAUGGCAGCACAUGAGGAGCGAGAUGAGCACAAGGUGAUCAAGACCUGGGUGAAGCAGGUCCGUGACGUAGCCUAUGAUGCGGAGGACUCCCUCCAGGAUUUCGCUGUACGUCUGGGGAAGCCAUCAUGGUGGCGCAUCCCUCUCUUGCUGCUUGAACGCCGUCGUGUGGCCAAGAAUAUGAAGGAGCUCCGAGCGAAGGUUGAGGCUGUCAGCCAGAGGAAUGCACGCUACCACCUCAUCAAGGGCCCUGGCUCCAAGGCUAUCACCACCUCUGGAAAGUCCAAUUUGGCCAGGGAAACAAUGUCUAGCACUGAGGAAGCAAGGAGGCAACAUGAAAAUGCAAAGAUCAAUCUCAUUCAAUUGAUUAGCAAGAAAGAUGAGAACCUUAGGGUGAUCUCUGUGUGGGGAACAAGUGGUGUUCCUGGGGAGACAUCUAUCAUAAAAAUGGCCUAUGAUGAUCUUGAGAGAAAGAAGAAGUUUGAGUGCCAUGCAUGGAUCAGGAUCAUGCAUCCUUUCAAUCAAACAGAGUUUGUGCACAAUAUCAUCCAGCAAUUCUAUGUCAAUUCUCUAGAGGAAGCAACAAUGACAUUGGAGAAGCUGACUCCUGGGGCCCAAGAUCUGCGGAGGAUAUGGAUGAUGAGUGAAGUUGAUUUGGUUGAUGAGUUCAAGAAAGUUUUGAAUGACAAGAGUUACCUAGUUGUGCUUGGCGAUCUCUCCUCUAUGGAAGAGUGGGAUCAGAUUAAAACAUGCUUCCCAAAAAACAUGAAUGGGAGCCGAAUCAUUGUUUGCACAGAAGAUAUCACAGUUGCAAACUUAUGUGUUGGGACUGCGCUGCCAGAGCACAAGCAAUUGUCGGUCGAUCAUAUUCUUUAUGCUUUUUAUGAGAAGAGUUCACAAGGUGGAACAGAUUCAAUGGAGGAAGGCUCUAGCUCAAACACUAUGGAUAGUAUUGAUAGUAAAAAUUAUAUGGGCAGAAAGAAGCUGCCUCGUAUGGAGACGACAUUAGCUGCUUUUGAAGAAUCUCAGCUCAUCGGGCGAGAUAAUGAAAAGUCAGAAAUUAUCAAGAUGAUUUCAAAUACGCAUAGCCAAGAAUUUGAGGUGAUCUCUGUCUGUGGAAUGGGUGGUCUUGGGAAGACUACUUUAGUCCAAUAUGUCUACCGAAGCCCAGAACUCAAUGCAAUGUUUGAGAAGUGUGCUUGUGUCACAAUCAGUCGUCCUUUCAAUUCCGAAGAGCUUGUUUGUAGCUUAGCUUCACAACUGGGCGGUGGCAGUUUGGUUCAUCUUCUAGAAGGAAAAAGCUAUUUGAUUGUUCUUGAUGAUAUAUCAUCCACCACAGAAUGGGAUGCUAUAGUAGAACAUUUCCCUACAACUGUUACAACGAGCAGGGUUAUAGUAACCACAAGAGAAGAGAAUAUUGCUAAGCAUUGUUCAAAGAAAGAAAGAAACAUAUACAAGCUCAAGCUUUUGGGAGACAAAGAUGCACAUGACCUCUUCACAGAAAAGGUGUUUGGGACUGUUACAUAUUUGGAUGAGUACCCUGAGUUAGCUGACGAAGCAAAACUGAUUCUGAAGAACUGCAAUGGACUUCCUCUUGCAAUAGUCACCAUGGGUGGUUUCUUGGCGAAGCAACCAAAAACUCUGAUGGAGUGGAGAAAACUGAAUGAACAUAUUAGUGCUGAGCUGGAGAUGAAUCCAGAGCUUCAGAGGAUACCCAAUGUCCUUGUUAAAAGCUAUGAUGGCUUACCUUAUCACCUCAAGUCUUGUUUCUUGUAUUUGUCUAUCUUUCCUGAAGAUUACACUAUUAGCCGGAAACGCCUAGUGCGUCGGUGGAUUGCAGAAGGCUACCCAAAGGAGGUGCGUGGCCAGUCUGUGAUGGAAAGAGCUGACAUGUACUUUAUGGAACUCAUUGACAGGGUUAUGAUACUACCAUUGCAGCAAUCAGUUCUCAGCAGGAAAAAAAUUGACUCUUGCAAAGUCCAUGAUCUCAUGCGUGAAAUCAGUAUUUCAAAGUCAACAGAGGAAAAUCUUGUUUUUAGGCUGGAAGAAGGUUGUAACUUAAACACACAUGGGGCAAUACGCCACCUCACUAUAAGCAGCAAUUGGGAGGGAGAUAAGGCAGAGUUUGAGAGCAUGAUGGGCCUGUCUCGUAUAAGGUCAUUAACGGUGUUUGGAAAGUGGAGACCACUUUUCCUUUCUGACAAGGUGCGUCUGCUGCGAGUGCUAGACUUGGAAAAUACAAAAGAUCUGAUGGACCAUCAUCUUAUGCAAAUUGGCAAACUUCUUCACCUGAAGUACCUUUCUAUAAGAGAAUGCGACAAUAUUUUUCACCUUCCAGAUUCAUUGGGUAAUCUGAAGCAGCUGCAGACAUUGGAUAUUAAAAAUACAAGGAUAAUAAAACUGCCAAACACCACAAUCAAUCUGAGGAAGUUACAGUAUAUCCAUGCUGGGGGCAAAACUUUUGACACAUACGAGGAAGUUGUAAGAAAUUUGCCAAAGCUAUUGCAGAACAAGAUAUGCCUUUUGACGAUUUUAUCAUUGUUUGUUUGUGCCCUGUGGUGCUCACCUCAGAUUAUGCAUGAUGAUGUCGCAAAUAGGAGUGAUUUGUGCUCUUUAUUUUGGCACUGGCAUGCCCCUUUGAUACUCAAGGAGCUAAGCGGAUAUGGUGUUAUACUUCCGAGAGGAUUAAGAAAGCUGAGAGGGCUGCAGACACUGAGUGGUGUUGACAUCGCUGUGGGUAAAGGCAUCCUGAAGGAGAUAAAAAGGCUCACCCAAUUGCGCAGGUUAGCAGUGAGCGGCAUCAACAAGAAAAACUGUCAAGAGUUCUGCUCCACCCUUGAUGAUCUCAGGUGCCUGGAAUCGCUGACAGUGCAUUCGGUGGUGGAGCCAGGUUUACAUGGCUGCUUGGAUGGUGUGUCCUCGCCCCCAACAAGCCUCCAGAGCCUCAAGCUGGCCGGCAGUCUGGUCAAAUUGCCUGGAUGGAUAGCGGGGCUCCACAAUCUUGUGAAGUUGAAGCUUAAAAAGACUAAGCUGUCAGAGUUGGACGCCACCAUAUGGGUCCUUGGCAAGCUGCGAAACCUGGCCAUCCUACGUCUUUUGAAGGACUCAUUCGAGGGUGAAGAACUCGGCCUCACUUUCCAUCGGGAAGCAUUCCCGAGUCUGAUGGUCCUGCAGCUCGAAGGCGUGCAUUUUGAAUCUGUGGAAUUCAAAGAAGGAGCAACACCUAAGCUCGAGCUGCUGCUGAUUGGUUAUAAUUCCAUAAGCUCCAUCUCUGGGCUUUCAUCUCUCCCAAGCCUCAAGGAAGUUGUUCUUGACGAUGUUAGCCGAGACCUGAGGGUGAGGGAUAUGGUGCAGGAGCAGCUUUCCAGGAAUCCAAAUAACCCUGUCUUCAAGAGGUAGAACGGUGUACGUGUGGUGUGGUCAACCGACUGAAGAUAUUCCUUUCAAAUUGUGAUUUUGUGUGCGCCUGCUCGGCUGCUCCCCUCCUAAUUGUGUAACGCCGAACUGUGUGUGUUUGUGUUUUUUUUCUUUGGUUUAUUGAUAAGUUACAUUUGUACAGUCCCCUUGUGUACAGGAACCUCAAAGAUAUCCGUUUCAAUCAAUGUAACGCUGUUGAACCAUUCCAAGCUGUUCGUUUAUUGUCUCAAUUCACUCAUUUUGCAGUGUGUACAAACCCCUUGUAAUCUUUGUAUCGGUACGGUGGCGUAAGCUGAAGUUCUUUAUUUCUUCAUU